GUUAGGUCCCCUGGGGGCUUGGGAGUGUCAUUGGUGGAUGACCGCAGCCCUUGCUGCUGCUGCCACCGCGACCAUGGUCUCCGGCAGCAGCGGCCUUGCCGCCGCCCGGCUACUGUCGCGCACCUUCUUCCUGCAACAGAAUGGAAUUCGGCAUUGUUCCUAUCUAGCUUCUCGGAAACAUCUCUAUGUUGAUAAAAAUACAAAGGUUAUUUGCCAGGGUUUUACUGGUAAGCAGGGUACCUUUCAUAGCCAGCAGGCAUUGGAAUAUGGCACCAAACUUGUCGGAGGCACCACUCCAGGGAAAGGAGGCAAGACACAUCUGGGCUUACCAGUCUUUAAUACUGUGAAGGAGGCCAAAGAGCAGACAGGAGCAACAGCAUCUGUCAUUUACGUCCCCCCUCCUUUUGCUGCUGCUGCCAUUAAUGAAGCUGUUGAUGCAGAAAUGCCCUUGGUUGUGUGCAUUACUGAAGGUAUCCCACAGCAGGACAUGGUACGGGUCAAGCACAAACUGCUGCGCCAGGGAAAGACAAGGCUAAUCGGGCCGAACUGUCCUGGAGUCAUCAAUCCUGGAGAAUGUAAAAUUGGUAUCAUGCCUGGCCAUAUUCACAAGAAAGGAAGAAUUGGUAUUGUGUCCAGAUCUGGCACCUUGACUUAUGAAGCAGUUCACCAAACAACACAAGUUGGAUUGGGGCAGUCUUUGUGUGUUGGUAUUGGAGGUGAUCCCUUUAAUGGGACAGAUUUUAUUGACUGCCUUGAAGUCUUUCUGAACGAUUCAUCCACAGAAGGUAUCAUACUGAUUGGUGAAAUUGGAGGUAAUGCAGAAGAAAAUGCUGCUGAAUUUUUGAAGCAACAUAAUUCAGGUCCAAACGCCAAGCCUGUAGUGUCCUUCAUUGCUGGUUUAACCGCUCCUCCUGGCAGGAGAAUGGGUCAUGCAGGGGCAAUUAUUGCUGGAGGAAAAGGUGGAGCUAAAGAGAAGAUCUCCGCCCUUCAGAGUGCAGGAGUUGUGGUCAGCAUGUCUCCUGCGCAGCUGGGAACCACCAUCUACAAGGAAUUUGAAAAGAGGAAGAUGCUAUGAAAGAAAAAAACAAAAAGCUUACUAAAACUGUGGAAUGAAUCAUGAUCGACAUGAGAACCAGCAGCAGUUUCCGUCUGUUGUCACUGGUGGUGAGCCUCUGGGCCUGAUGCUGGUCUGAUGUACAGCAGGAAGCCAAAGCAAGGUUUAGAAUGUCCUAAAUUGAGACAUUUUCACCUCAUAUACCGGAGACAGCGAAUAAAUCUACCAUUUGAUUUGAA
Tupaia belangeri chinensis (Chinese tree shrew) is the source of this 1293-nucleotide messenger RNA. RefSeq names its product succinate-CoA ligase GDP/ADP-forming subunit alpha (gene SUCLG1). NCBI's taxonomy places the organism in Eukaryota, Metazoa, Chordata, Mammalia, Scandentia, Tupaiidae. Gene Ontology annotation, cellular component: succinate-CoA ligase complex (ADP-forming); mitochondrion. The transcript has 9 exons. Gene Ontology annotation, molecular function: succinate-CoA ligase (ADP-forming) activity; succinate-CoA ligase (GDP-forming) activity. Bases 38 to 1075 code for a protein of 345 amino acids. The record is from RefSeq and is a predicted model, not a curated record. Gene Ontology annotation, biological process: tricarboxylic acid cycle.